AGUUUUGUUGUCGUGCCAUGCGUCUAAAUUUUAGGUGUUGAAUUACGUUUUUUGAUGUAAUCUUAACGAUUUAAAAGCAGUCCCGAUACACAACUUCCUAGAACACUUAAAACUCAAAAGAAAAAUAUGACAGAGUUAAAUGUCAACGGCAAUGAAGAAAAAGACAGUGAAAAGCAGGCUGUCUCAGAUAAGGACCUGCCUUUGAGUUUUAUGCAAGACAGGCACUUGGAGCCCAUCGAAGGCGUUGAAUGUAUAACCCAGACAUGGCGGAUGAAAGAACGAAUGAAAACAGUGAGUGUGGCUCUAGUUUUGUGUUUGAACGUAGGUGUGGACCCUCCCGACGUAAUGAAAACUCAACCUUGUGCGCGUUUAGAGUGCUGGAUAGAUCCCUUAACCUUGUCUGCGCCAAAGUCAAUCCAAAAAAUCGGCGAAAAUCUGCAAGCGCAGUAUGAGAGAUGGCAGCCUCGGGCACGCUAUAAACAAUCCCUAGAUCCCACUUCAGAAGAAGUAAAAAAACUAUGCACAUCACUGCGUAGAAAUGCCAAAGAGGAACGCGUUCUGUUCCACUACAACGGUCAUGGAGUUCCUAAACCGACGGAAAACGGUGAAAUCUGGGUGUUCAAUCGAACUUACACGCAAUACAUCCCCCUGUCCAUUUACGACUUACAAACCUGGAUGGGGGCCCCCUCGAUCUACGUUUACGACUGCUCGAACGCAGGUAUUAUAAUCGAAUCAUUUGAGCGUUUUGCCGCCCAACACGAAGCCGAAUAUGAGCAAGCGACGAGUCAGUCUCGCCAAAAUCCAGUGGUGCCACCUUUGCCUUCAUAUAAAAGUUGUAUACAGUUGGCGGCAUGUGGGGCGAAGGAAGUUUUACCGAUGAAUCCGGAUUUACCGGCCGAUUUGUUCACGUCUUGCCUUACAACGCCAAUCAAGGUCGCCUUACGAUGGUUCGUUCUACAGUCUACCUCAAAACUAGUGCCCAAAGUCACUCUAGAUUUGAUUGAUAAAAUUCCAGGUCAAAUAACUGACCGUCGCACAAUGCUUGGUGAACUUAAUUGGAUUUUUACAGCAAUUACAGACACCAUUGCCUGGAAUACGUUGCAAAGAGAUCUUUUUCAAAAGCUUUUCCGUCAAGAUCUCCUCGUGGCCUCCCUUUUCCGCAACUUCCUCCUCGCUGAACGCAUCCUCAAAUCGUGCGAUUGCACUCCUGUUAGUUCCCCACCAUUACCACCAACCUCCCAACACCCCAUGUGGAACGCUUGGGACUUAGCCCUAGAUUUGAGCCUUGGCCAACUUCCUGGAAUCAUCAACAGAAACGAACCGUUCCAAAACUUACCUUUCUUUGAAGAACAAUUGACAGCGUUCCAAGUAUGGUUAGAACUCGGGUGCGAAGAACGGAGUCCCCCCGAACAAUUGCCAAUCGUUUUACAAGUCUUACUUAGUCAAGUCCAUCGGAUGCGAGCACUAGAACUGUUAGGAAGGUUUCUCGACUUGGGACCUUGGGCUGUCAAUUUGGCCCUGUCAGUCGGGAUUUUUCCCUACGUUCUUAAAUUGUUACAGAGCAGUGCUAAGGAGUUGAGGCCUUUGCUGGUUUUUAUCUGGGCUAAAAUCUUAGCAGUCGAUAAUACGUGUCAAGGCGAUUUGGUGAGAGAUAGUGGCCAUAAAUAUUUUUUGUCAGUACUUCAAGAUACUUCACUUUCGUCGGAAUAUCGGACACAGUCGGCUUUUGUUUUGGCGUCAAUUGUUAAUAAUUUCCAUGAUGGUCAAGAAGCAGCCUUGAAAGGUUCUUUAGUUAGUAUCUGUCUCGAACAAUUGAACGAUCCGAGUCCCCAAUUGAGACAAUGGGUCGCCAUCUGUUUAGGUAAAUUAUGGGAUCAUUACGAAAAUGCCCGCUGGACCGGCGUUAGAGAUAUUGCUCAUGAAAAACUCUACAAGCUUCUCAACGACCCAAGCCCGGAAGUUCGAGCUGCAGCUGUUUACGCUUUAGGUACUUUUAUAAAUUCGGUGACCGAACGAUCAGAACAUGCCAACAAUAUCGACCAUGCAAUAGUUAUGACAUUAGUUAAGAAAGUCAGUAAUGAUAUGAGUCAUCUAGUCCGUAAAGAAUUAGUUAAUGCACUUCAGUGGGUCGUUUUAGCUUUCGAACAUGUGUUUAUAACUUUGUCAAUGAAGGAGAUUCUAAGUCAUUAUCCUUUGCAAGAAGUCAACGUGACUUCGCCUAGUUUGAGACGAAUCGGUAGUAGGGAUAGGUUACGAACUUCCGAGGAUAGCGUAGAUAAAAUGAAAAGAGUCUCCUCCAGCUCUUCUAUAAACAACAUGGGACAAAUGAAAGGUUCCCUGAGCCACACCGGGAGUCUUGGCACAUUACCGGGACUCGGUUAUGGUUCAAUUUAUAUGAAAAUAUGGGACGCUUUGUGUUCACUUGAGACCGACCCGCAUCCCGAAGUCGAAUCAAUGUGCAAGACUAUAACAAAGUAUAUUUCAAACAAAGUGAAAGAUUCGCGCGAUUUUGUUGAUAAUAAAUGUGCGAGUUUGCCCCCGAGUCCCAAUCGGGGUAACUACUUAUCAGGCGAAAGCCCCCCGACUCUCCACCCCGCACCCGACAUCCCGAAAUACACUCCCAGAGGGCGCAAAAUUCACCCCAAUAUCAUUAACGAAGAACCUGACAUAAAAAUCAAGCAACGGCAAGCUUUAGUUAGUACGAAAUUUAUCGAAUGGUCGUGUAAGCGUUUCGCACAAUCGAAGCGAAAGAGUGGUUUCGAUAUCGAAUCGCCGCAAUAUUACGAACGUGAUUGGAGGUAUACCAGGAAUAAUAAUAUAAGAAGAGAAGCUUUGGAUGAGACUUCGCGUAUCCUCACAUCGAAAUUAGAGUCUCAGAUGUUCAAUACAAGAACCUCUCUCCCUCCCAGUGUUCUCCAGUUUCACCCCUUUGACCAACAAAUCGCCGUAGCCGGGAAGGAUCAUUUCGGGAUUUGGGAUUGGGGGACUGGUGCUAAGACGACAGUGUGUCAUAAUAAAUCAGCAAAGUCUGGCUCGAGUCGCAUCACUUCGUUGGAGUGGAUCAAUGCCCAUGAUGUGGCAAUGUUGAUGGUGGCUUCGGAUGAUGGAAGCGUUAAAGUUUGGAAGCCGAAUACGGGUCAUAGUAGAGAGCCGACUUUGGUUAGUGCAUGGCAAGCUUUAAGUGAUUUGAAAUGGAAAUAUUCGGGAACGUUGUUGUCGUGGGAGCAGUACACGCAGACUUGCAUUGCGGCGGGGGACUCGAGGAUUAUCCGAUUUUGGGAUGUAGAGAAGGAGUUGUAUGCCUAUGAUAUUAUGACAGGGGCGGACUGCUCAGUCACGUGUAUUGACUCGACAUUUUCCGGCGUUUCGCACGAAAAUUACAGUAAGGCUUAUCUGGAGCGCGAAAAGGACGACGAAGGGAUUAGUGUCGACGAUGAUGAUUUCAAAUGGACUCGAUACGGAAUGGUGGUGGCCGGCUACCAAGACGGUUCAAUCCGCGUCUUUGACCGGCGUUGCAGUCCCACAGAAGCCCGAAUUGCCGUCUUUAUGGAACAUUCCGGUCCUGUUUUAGGCGUUCAUUUACUCGGUAACACGUUUUAUAGUGGAAGUACCGACGGCCAUGUCCGAGUGUUCGACAUACGCAACCACAGAGUGGUGCACACGACCCAAGCCAUCCAGAAUAACAUGUCCUGUUUUGCGUUGCAUCGCGGAACUGCGACUUAUGCCUGCGGGUCUAUGAAUCAAAAUGUGAGUAUUUACGGGUUCAACGGGUGCUUCUUGAAUACGAUCAAGUUCUACGAGGGUUUCAUGGGUCAUCGUACGGGUAAUGUCACGUGUUUGAACUACCAUCCGUUGAAGGUGGCGCUGGCGACCGGCACAUCCGACUGUUCGGUGAGCGUUUACUGUUUGGAAGGUAAAAGGUGACGCGAUUCACAGCCCUAGAGCUCGGUUUGGAGCUUUUUGGGCUAUUACUACUAGCGGAAAUUUUUUUGCUUUCGCUUCGGUUUUAUUGUAAAUAUUUACGUUGAAUAACUUGAAAUUUUAUCGUGUAUAUAUUUUAUUUGAAGAAAAACGCUUUAUUGUAGCUAUUAACCGAGUAAUAGUACAGUACAGGGAAUUUUGUUGUUAGUUUUUUAAGACUGAGAUUGUUAUUUUAACGAAUUUGACUUGUCUUAUUUUUUCAAUGUUAGAGCGGGGAUUAGGCCUACAGAGUAGGGUGAUUUAUACGUAGCAUUGCCAGUCUGAGAUGUGACCAGUUGUUAAGUAAUUUUAAGCAAACGAUUCGAUUUUUUUUAUUAUUGUGAUAAAUACAAUGCAGCAUAGAGAGAGAAUGUUCGUCGUUAUAUUGUACUCAAGUUUAAUCUUUAAUUCUUUUAGAGUGAAUCUUUUUUUAAUCAAAUGGACCUUCCAAUCCGAUUUUGAUUUAUCUAAACUCUCGAUUAUCUAAUUAUUUUAUAAAUACACUCGCCUUGGCACAACAUUUGCACAAAAAUCGUGAGUUAACUCCGUUAAAUCUAAUCAGAUUGUUGAAGAUUCUUUUUUUUUUUUUGUAUAAAAACGUUUUAUUGUGGCAUAAGUCUUUUAAUUUACAAUUAUAAAAUAAAUAUUAUAUCACGA
Tribolium madens (black flour beetle) is the source of this 4617-nucleotide messenger RNA. It is a transcript of the gene raptor, whose product is annotated as regulatory-associated protein of mTOR. The record is from RefSeq and is a predicted model, not a curated record. Gene Ontology annotation, cellular component: cytoplasm; TORC1 complex. Gene Ontology annotation, biological process: TORC1 signaling; regulation of autophagy; positive regulation of cell growth. The transcript has 14 exons. Bases 127 to 3924 code for a protein of 1265 amino acids. Gene Ontology annotation, molecular function: protein binding; protein-macromolecule adaptor activity. NCBI's taxonomy places the organism in Eukaryota, Metazoa, Arthropoda, Insecta, Coleoptera, Tenebrionidae.